CUGAACGGGCUAUGGACCGAGAUCCCGGAGCCAUAGGGCUGAGUUCCUUCAGAGAGACACCAGAAAAUCCCGCAACUGACGAGCUAGACAACCAGCUCCGGAUCCAGGAUGAGGAUCCAGGGCAGACUUGGGUUCUCUACGGCCAGCGUCUGACCUCGAGCCUGUUGGGUUUGAAUGUGGUCCUACUGGGGGCGGCUCUGGUAGGUGGGCAAGCUUUCGACUCCAACGCGCUCAAGUACGAGGAACCCCAGGUGUUCAUUCUGCUGCUGGUGGGGAUCAGUUUGAUCUGGAUUCUCUGGUAUCUGCUGUGGGUCCGGAAGCAGCCCGGCAUCAACCCGCACAAAGACCACCACGCCGGGGGAAUCACUGUCAUCUCUGUCCUCAUAGUUUUUGCUUCAGUUAGUCUGCUGCUGCACAUCUUCAGGACCGGUUAUCUGAUGAGUGUGAAGGAGUGCACGUCGGCCCCUACACUGAUCUCUCCAUUCAUGGAGGCUCCCUUUCUAGCACUGCAGACAUAUUUACUGUGGGUUCACUCCAAAGACUGCAUUCACAAACACAAGAUGAUCACCAGGUUGGGGCUGAUGGUGGUCCUCGCUGCUGACCUGCUGCUGUGGCUGAACGCAGUGACUGAGGACUCUAUCCACACUCAGAUUGAGUUGGAAAAGAAUAACAGCAACAUCAUCUCAUCUGAAGAUGACAGCUCUAAUUCAGAUGAUAAUUCAACCUUGUGUAAGUGCAAUACAGCAUCCUGCCUCAUCUUCAGGAAAGGCUUCGAGAUCCUUUAUCCUUUCAACAUCGAGUACUACCUGAUGGCAAGCUGCAUGAUCUACGUGAUGUGGAAGAACGUGGGCCGCAAAACCGGUGCGGAUCACCACACCGUCACUCAGAAACUGACCCUCCAUAUCAUCAGCCAAGGCAGGGUCAUAUGUGGCCUCGUGUUUGGGACCCUGGCACUCCUAUCUGGAAUGGCCAUCUUCAUUCUGUACCAGGUGUGGGUGAGCCAGCACGACCUGCGCUUCACCGCCUUCCUCAUGUUCUACAGCUAUCAUCUGGUCAUCAUGCCGCUCAUGUCUCUCUGCUGCCUGGUUGGGAUCCUGGUCCACAAGCUGGAGAGGAGGGCACAUAUAGGGGGACACAACCCCACUCUGAAGCUGGAUGUGUUCCUCCUGGUGGGGGCAGCUGUGGGCCAGAUCGCCCUCUCCUACUUCUCCCUGGUGUCGGCCCUGGCUGUGGGGACUGGGGGGCUCUUGGGGGACCUGGACCUGUCCUACUCCCUCCUCAGCCUGCUGGAACUCAUCCUCCAGAACAUCUUCAUCAUCGAAGGCCUCCAUAGGCACCCACAUCUGUCUGUCAAGAAGAAAGGGAAGCAGAAGGGAAAUUUAUUCAAGUUUAAGAAAAAGCCUGUUACACCAGCACAGGAGGGGAUGGUCCCUGACACUUCAUCGCUGAAGGGAAACACAUCAGCACCCCCUGCUGACCAAGAGCAUGAUGGGGAAGUGUCCUGGACCAAAAGGGUUAUACAAGAAAUCUGUGCUUUCCUCAUCCUUUCUAAUAUCAUGUUGUGGGUCAUCCCUGCUUUUGGGGUCCACCCCCAGUUAGAAGACGGCCUGGGGAAGCAGUUCUUUGGCUUCAGCGCUUGGUUCAUCCUGGUGAAUCUGGGCCAGCCACUCAUUGUGUUCUACAGGAUGCACUCUGUGGCAGCUUUGCUGGAGGUGCUCACCCACACAUGACCAGCAGCAGUGGUCCAACACAGACUAUACAAGGAUGGACAAUUACACAGUGGGCCCUUGAGCACACACAUGUAAAGCCUCCCCCUACAGUUCUAGGAGCAGCACUCACAAUUUGAGCAGCCACAUCUGUUUUUAGCCAUUCGGCAUAUCUUUGUAAUUACUUUGAACCAAUUUUUCAUCUUUUUUUUUUUUUUACUAUGCAAUUCUUUGUAGUUGUAGGCUGCUCAACGGGGAUGUGUUGGAUUUUUCUAUAUGUAAAGUACCUUGAGAUGAUUCUUGUUAUUUGGCACUAUACAAAUAAUGAAUUGAGUUUUAUCUAAAUGAUCAGACUCUUAAUACUGAUGCAUUGUGUAUACAGCAUUUUACUGUUGUAGCUGCUCAAGAUGGAGCUACUGUAUGUAUAGAUAGCUAGCUGAGUGCAGUGGUUCCCAGUCAAGGUCUCAGCCCUCUUCAAAGGGCCACCAGAUGAA
Molecule: messenger RNA, 2200 nt
Organism: Monopterus albus (swamp eel)
Lineage: Eukaryota; Metazoa; Chordata; Actinopteri; Synbranchiformes; Synbranchidae
Product: otopetrin-3-like
Exons: 7
Coding region: 12-1730 (572 amino acids)
Biological process (GO): proton transmembrane transport
Cellular component (GO): membrane
Molecular function (GO): proton channel activity
Source: RefSeq, a predicted model, not a curated record